Messenger RNA from Chironomus riparius, 840 nucleotides. The record is from the annotation of a GenBank genome assembly. NCBI's taxonomy places the organism in Eukaryota, Metazoa, Arthropoda, Insecta, Diptera, Chironomidae.
AUGACUCAAGAUAUUUUUAACAACGAUGCUCUCAUAGAACAGUCAUUAGUGUUGUUUAAGAAUUGGCUAGCAAAACAUCCGUUUGUAAAAUAUAAUGGAAAAGAUAACAUCGACGAAAUUUUAUUGUUCUUUUUGCGUGUCAGAAAAUUUGCGAUGGAUCGCGCAUAUGAAUGCUUUGAGCAGUCACUUAUUUUUAUAAAAUCACAUCCUGAAUGGUAUGAAAAUCCAGGUCCAAAAGAUUAUGAAUUUACAACAAAUCAAAGUUCACCAUUAAUGUUUGUGAGGAACAAGGAUGCACAUGGACGUGCAAUUUGGAUUUACAGACUGAAAAAUUUUAAAAAUUUUGACAAAAAUGAAUUUUUUCCGAAUAUUUUUUUGACGCCACUUUUUGUGGUUUUUGAGAAGGAAACGCAAAUUAAUGGACUUGUUAUCAUAAUCGAUUUUCGGGAUAUGGAUUUGAGCAGCUUUAAGAAACUUCCAAUGAGUUGCAUUUAUGAUUGCUUUAAACUAUCAAAAAAUAGCUCAGUGAGGACCAAGCAAUUUAAUCUAAUUGGAAUGCCUUCAUUUUUUAAGCCCGUCUUUGAAUUUGGAAAAAGCUUUACAUCUGCAAAAAUUUUAACAAGAAUAAAUCUCCUUCAAAAUACUGAAGAAUUGUCAAAAGUGAUGGAUGUGUCUAUCUUACCUAAAGAUUAUGGCGGAUCUGCAAAUGAACUUUUGGACUGCAAAACAUUCGAGACGGGAAUCAAUUUUGUGAAAACAUUUCAAAAGCUUGAAGUGGAUUUUAACAAAAUUCAAGAGUUUGAAGGUGUUGGAAGUUUUAGGAAAUUAGAAAUUGAUUGA